AUGGGUGUGCCAAUUUUAUUUUCAUGGCUUAAUAAAAAAUUUCCAGAUUGUAUUACACAAAAGCCACCUGAACAGGUAGACAUUCUUUAUAUUGACUAUAAUGCAAUAAUACAUAAUUGCUAUAAUCCCAAUCUUGGAUCACUGGAUAAAAUUUACGAAGAUAUGAUUGAUAGACUAACAAAGAUGGUAGAUAAUAUUGUAGAAAAAGCUAAACCCAGAAAAAUACUAUAUAUAGCAGUAGAUGGUGUGGCACCCGCAGCUAAACUGGCACAUCAGAGGGGUAGAAGAUAUAAGGCAGCAAGUGAAAAAGCGGGACCAAAUGGUUAUAUUGAUUUUAGUAGUAAUGUUGAGAUUACGACACAAGAAGGUGCAUUAACCUCUAAACCGCCUACAGCAAAUAUUUUUGAUUCUAAUUCUAUAACUCCAGGUACUGAACUUAUGAAAUUUUUACAUAAAAAUAUAAUAGACAUGCUUAUUUACAAUUUAAAUACUAAUCCAAAUUAUAAAGAUCUUAAAAUUUUAUAUUCAAGUUAUUUGGUUCCUGGCGAAGGUGAGCAGAAAAUUAUGGCAUUUUUAAGAAAAUAUCAUCUUUCUAAUCCUAAAGAUACGCAUGUCAUGUACAGUCCUGAUGGAGAUAUUAUCUUUUUGGGUGUAAGUCUUUAUGAUGUAAAUCUGUACAUUAUGAGAGAAGAUACUUUUAAUAGCAAAAAUAAAAAGGAAAUUUGUAGAAUGUGCUCUAGAAUGGGUCAUUUUUCUGAACAAUGUAACAGACCAGAUCUUUUAAUUUACAGUUAUAUUGAUGUACCGAAGUUUAGAGCAUCUCUUCUUAAAAUUUUUAAUAUAAAAAUUGAAUAUGUUGAAAAAAGAAUGUUAACAGAUUGGGUUUUAGUAUGUUUUCUUUUAGGAAACGAUUUUCUUCCUGGUAUUCCCUGUGUGGACAUUAAAAUUGGUUCUAUUGAAAAUCUUACAAGUACUUUAUGUGAUAAUUUUACGAAUUGCAAAGAUUACAUCACCACAGAAGAUAAAAAUAUUAAUUUUAAAAUAUUAGAAUGUUUUUUUGUUCUUUUAAGUACCAGGGAAAAUGACUGGUAUAACAAUAAAACAAAGAUGCUUAAUAGGUCGUGUAAUUUUAUUAGAGAAGAAAUCCAAUUGAAUACUCCACAGGGUAGACAAAAAUAUUACAACAGUAAAUUUGGUGCACAUUGUGAAGCAGAUUUUAAUAAUAUUUCUCAAGAAUAUAUUACUGGUAUUUUAUGGACUUUUAAUUACUAUAUUGGGGGUAAAACGAGUUGGGAUUGGGUUUAUCCGUAUCACUUCGCCCCAUUUGUACGCGAUCUUGUUAAUGUUGUACGAGCGCAUUAUGAUUUAAAAAAGGGAUGCGUGUUGACUCCCUUCGAACAACUAAUGGUUGUUAUUCCACCACAGAGUAAAAAUCUUGUAACAGAAAAAUUAAGAUAUAUUUUUGAUGAAUAUAAGGAUCUUUAUCCACUUACGAUUAAAUUUGAUAUGUUUGAUAAAUAUCUUCUAUGGACUGGUGUUGUUUUACUUCCUCCUUUUAAUUCUCAAGUGGUUUUAAAUGCUGUGAAAGGAAAGAUUAAUGAAAUUAGUGCAAGUGAGCUUGAUAGGAAUACCGAGGAGUCAGAAUUACUUUUUGUUUCUGAUGAAAAUUCAGUUAAUAAUUUACAAAAACUUUACUUUGAUUUAAAACCGGCAGCAACAUUUGUUUUCGACAAAAUGUCUAUACCUGUUUAUCCAUACUAUAAGGCGCUAUAUCCAGGAAGUAAAGAUAUUAAUCGUAAUGGUAAAUCAUUUACUAAUAAUGUGGUUGUUGUUAGAUAUGAUCAGUUUUAA
Vairimorpha ceranae is the source of this 1851-nucleotide messenger RNA. Its product is annotated as 5-3 exoribonuclease. Gene Ontology annotation, molecular function: RNA binding; 5'-3' RNA exonuclease activity. The transcript has a single exon. Gene Ontology annotation, cellular component: nucleus. The coding region runs from base 1 to 1851 and encodes 616 amino acids. Lineage: Eukaryota; Fungi; Microsporidia; Nosematidae. The record is from RefSeq and is a predicted model, not a curated record. Gene Ontology annotation, biological process: nuclear-transcribed mRNA catabolic process.